AACUUCGGACAAUGGUUGUCCAUCUCUCUCUCUCCUGUGUUGCUUCGUACAAGAGGAACAAGAACAGACUUUCGCUGUCAAAGUUUGUCGAUAUUUAAUUUCGAUCUUUCAACCGACGUUCAUCGUGAAGAUGAUCGAUGACACUUUCCAGACAUGAACGGGCAAAAUUUUUAAGUAAAAGUUCGAUUCACCUAAGAAGAAACAAUGUUCAAAAUUCCUGUUUAAUUCAUCAUGCAUAAAACUGAACCAGCGAAAAACGUGUCUGGAGCGGCGGCCGAGAAGAAGGAACCAGCAGUAGGGACAUCCGGAGAGGGUGACGUUCCCAAGCGAAAGAAAGCGCAGCGCUUCGACUUCGGGAGAAGAUGGCAUCGAUUUCGUGUUCUAACCCCAAACACUGCAAUCCUGCGUGGUUCCUACGCGAUGAACCACGCUCACUUCAAGUACAGAAGUCGCGGUCGCCAGGCAGCUCCUUGCUCAGUGGUGUCCAUCGUCUACGGACGUUUAUUCGAGCCGAAAGACUGGGUGAAAGAGUACGUGGACCAAGUGCUGGAAAAUGGCGACAAGCUAUAUCGCAUAAGCGCGAUGAGGAACCGCGUGAAGGAUGACGAGUACAUGAAGGCCAAGCUGGUGUUUCCAGAGUUCUACAUCUCCAAUUACAAGGUCCUAGUCUGCGUGGAGGAAACUGGCAUCUACGGAAACCUCUUCAGCGAAACGGUGGGUUGUCCAGACUUCAGUGACGGUCUGUCGAAAUUCUUCCAGAGCAACGAUGCUGGUGUGGUCACUGCUCAAGGUACAUCGAUGGCCAUGUGGCGACAUCCUGAAAUCGGGUUCCUCUUCUUCGACCCGGCUCCCUGCGACGAGGAGGGCGUUCACCACCCCGAGGGAGUAGCCUGCAUCAUGAGAUUCAAGUGCUUGCAAGACAUUCAGGAGCACUUCCUCAAGAACAUGGACAAACGCUUCGACUCUCGGUACUGCAUCGACAAGGUGACGGUGCUGCGAGUGAGCGAGGUCGGUCGUGGCUACGUGGAUCGUCUUCCGAGCAGCAGUCGCCUGCCGGUCGAUAAAAGCGUCCUGCGUGCCAUCAACCCCAUAGACAUCGAGGACAACAAGAUGGAUUGCACCAAGCCAGCGCCCAAGGGCGAUAAGGUGAAGGCUACGUUGACUGCCAAGAUCCACAAGGAACCGCUAGCGAUCACCAUUUCGAACUACAGCAUCGACAGACACUUCGCCACUGAUCCCUUAGUGGAUCAGAACAACUUCGACACCGGUUACAGUUACGAGAACAUGCACAUCAACGUGCCGUCGACGUUCAGGGAGAUGCCGGGGCACAUGGCCAUCCUUCAUGGGUUGACUCACGAGCACAGCGAUAUGUACAAGGGUAAGGGAGCACAGAACGUGUCCAACUGUGUGAUGGCUAUCGCCAUGAAGAAGGUCCACCCGGUGAAAACCUGGUUGAGACCAAAGCUGGACGAAAUUCUGGCACUGGGAGACAACGUGUACGCCGAGAUCAAGUCUGCUAAGCCGAUGGUGAGGACUAUGACAGCGUCCGACAUGAACGACGCGCAGAUCGAAGUGGAGGACAGGAAGCUGGUCGUGGACGUGGACUUGAUCACCGUUACAGGAACGAUCUCGUCUAAGAUCCCAACGGUGCUGAACCUGAAGCAGGCGUUGGAGGAGUUCUUCUUGGUCAACACCGAAGGGGUGAUCGAGUCGUCCGCCAUGUCUGUGGCGAUCUGGAGCCAGGACGACAUGUUCUACAUGUUCGAUCCUCGCGAGUGCGACUCCAGUGGUGUGCGAAUUCGCGACGAGAAGGGUGGGAAGGGUAAAGGGGAAGCGGAAGAUAGGAAGAUUGGACAUUCUUGCGUGAUAAGGUUCCCUAACACCGAAAUGCUGGCUGCACUGUACUUGAAGAACGUGGAACAUGCUAAGAAGAACGAUCGAUUUACCGUCAGACAUCUCACUAUUUUGGACGAUGUACCCGGGACCAGACCCUGGCACGACUUUCAGCCGGGCACUGCUGGGGAGACGUGGGUCCUUCGAGGCACCAUAUCCAACGAAGACGAGGACUUCGAGGACGAAAGUCGAGGCGCUCAAGGACUCGCCAUACCGGUCAUAGCUCUGGUUAGUGCGAAAGAAACACCGCCCACGAAGUGGACGAACGAGACGGUGGACAGCGUGAUUCGGGAAGGGGACGAUUACUAUAACUGGUGCAACCCCGUCACGGAAAUCGGGGAGGAGACCGAGCGUUUCUUCUUUGUGCCGAACUUGAAGAAGAAUUUGUACUUCAAGAACCGGAAGGUGAGGAUAGACGUGGAGGAAGGAACGGUCGUGGGGGACCUAACUGCAGCGCCGGACAGCGACAUACCGAAUUUGGCCAAAGGUCUGAGUCAGUUCUUCGAGAAUUAUCAGUACGGAAUCGUUGACGCGAAGAAUAUGAGUGUGGCCGUGUGGAAGGUCCCGGAAGACGUGAAGGUGAAGGACGACAUAGUGCAGCAGGACGUUUUCUACUGCUUAGAUCCGAAUCCUCGGAACAGUCUGGGGCUCUGGUCCGGAGAAGAAGAAGAAGAGGAGAACGUGGGCUGCGUGAUUCGGGCUCUGAAUCUUCCCGUUUUAGCGAAAAUAAUCGAGACGAACGCGGGUCAGGACCAAGAGAGCGGCAACGAGUUCUCUAUUCAUGCCAUGAAGAAUGUUGCUAUCGGAUCCGAAAUGACUCCCGAAGAGAUCGAGGAGGAUAAACAGAUCCCGGUGAAACCCGAUCUGCGCAAUUAUUAUAGUGCGGGCGAAACGGGGGCCGUGUUGUUGGGCAGUUACAGCCAGGGUAACGAGGCGAUGUUCAAGCGUCACACCAGGGACAAACAGCAGGCAGCGAGUGCUUUGGUGACCUUGGCGAUGACGAAGUUGUACAACCCUCAUCUCUGGUACAGAGAGGUGGUCGACGAUAUUCUGAAAGUGAGCGACAAGAUCACCCUGGACAACCUUGAGAAUCUUUCGGAAGAUGUCGCCGAGGGAGAGACACCGAGGGACUACCUCAUCCCUAGCGAGAUCGCCGAGGAUUUCGCUGUAGGGGUGAAUCGAAUAUACGUAGCCCUAGAAGAGGACAACGUUUCCGGUAGGAUGGCCGAUCUUACGACGUCGUUGGAGACCUUCUUCGAGACGAAUGUCAUGGGCGUAUUUAGGCAAGCCAACAUAAUCAUGCCCAUUUGGAGGGAAGCCGACGUGUUCUUUACGAUGGACCCUAAAGGAAGGGAUCAAAGAGGAGAACCUCGAGAAAGAGAUGGCGCAGCCGCGGUAAUGUGGUUCACUGAUAUUCCAUCUUUAGUCAACGCGAUUCAAGCUGUUGCCAUCGGUGAAGAUUUCGUCAUCGACGUGGUCACUUUGGACAACGCGUACGAAACGAGAGUUGCCGAAGAGGAGCGUCCAACGAGACCAACUGCCGGGGACAACCCAUGGUACCACUUCCCUAAAAUGGCGGAAGGCGUGUGGAACAUCGACGGUACCGUUAAGAUGGGCGACGAGAGGUUCCAAGAGGAGAAUCGUAACAGGCAGACAGCAGCCAUCGCGGUUAUGGCUAUCGUCUUCUCCAAGGUCUACGAGCCACGGUACUGGACUCAGGCCGUGUUGGACGAGGUCAUCGUUACCGGUGAUAAGCUACAUUCUAAGUGCGUGGACAGACUCGGAGAAGCUGCUGUGCCUAGGAUCAAUGAAAUCAUGACGGAAUUCUUUCUCUCCACUCGUCGUAUCAACCUGACGAUCAAGGAUUGCGUCGAGGCCGGGAGUUUGACCGCUAAACCACCCAAGGUACAAGAUCUGGAGGCGGGAAUUAAGAAGUUCUUUUCGCGGUACAUUUCGGGGGCGUUGACAGUUAGCGGGGAAAAGAACGUAGCCAUGUGGAAGUUCGAUAACGAGUUCUAUUCCCUAAUUCCUGAUUGGGGGGCGAGCGCGGAAGAAACAACAGCAGGUGCUUCCAAGUUGCUGCGUUUCGCCAACAUCGACAUCCUCAUAGAGUAUCUUAUGAAUUACUUCGGCACCGAAGGAGACUACGAGCUGAUCGUAAUAGACGUGGUCAAUUGGAACAAGUUUCCACCUUGGAAAUUCGAUCCCAGCUCUGCCGUUCGUCCUUCGAACCUGCCUCCUUUGAACGCCUACAGAAGAGUUCACGGCGAAGCUCGAGCGAUUCUUCGGGGCACCUAUCAUCAGGGUGACGAGAUAUUCCCAGAACUGCUGCGAAACAAGCAGACAGCCGCCAAUUGCGUGGUAGCUCUUGGGAUGUCCGUGGUGAAGAACCCGAUCACGUGGACGAAGAAAACGAUGGACGAGAUCCUGGUGAUCGGUAUCAAUGUUCAUCGAGAGACGCAGAAAGCCAAGCCAACCAUAACCCGCAUCAAGCCUAAGGACAUCAUCAGAGUCUUUCACGUGGGAGUUAACAUCCUGACAGCGGACAUAGAAACAGAUACGGUGAGCGGUCUGGUGGCGAUUCCUCCCCCAGCACCCGAGGACCAGAAGAAGAAGAGACGCGGAGGUCAAAGGAGAGCGAGAGGCGGUAGGGGUAAAAAGAGCAGGAAACCUCAAAGGGUGCGAGCACCUCCUCCGCCACCAAUUUUGCUGGAAGAAGGCGUUAAAAAGUUCUUCGAGAAAAAUCGCGCUGGGAUUUUGGUCACCGACCGAGGAAUGGUGGCCAUCUGGAAGGACAUGGGGAUCUACUUCAUGUACGACUCCAGGGCGCGCAGCGACCAAGGUUUACCCGAUUUCUACGGCACCUCGUGCGUCAUGUGGUUCGCCUGCAUCGAGCCUCUGUACGAGGUACUGUUCGCCAACAUCGACGAACAGGAGAAGUACGGUCGUUACGAGAUUUGCAGGGUCAUCAUCAAGACCGCCAUGAUAGAGCCUCUACCGUGUCCCGCCGGCUUCAGACCGUACUUCGACUGCACGACUUCGCCCAUCCCCAUGACUCUCAUGAAGAGGAACACCACGCUAGACGUGGAGACCGUCACCGACUAUCGCAUCGUCGACGAUGAGCUCAGCAUCCUUCGUGGCAGUCUGCACAUGCACCACCGUACUUGGAGUCCCAUCAGUCGAGGCUUCCAGAGUACAGCGAUCGCGGCUGUAGCAAUAGUGGUUGGACUUCUCCACGUUCCUUCCACCUGGACACCCGAGCUGAUCGACGCGAUCCUCAGGUACGGCGACCUUCUGCACUCGGACAGUGUGCGGGCCGCUCGUCCCGGCUACAGAAACCUGUCUCCCAGCGAACUGUUGACCGUCUUCAUCGUCGGUGACUUCAGAGCCACCAUACACGUCCACAAUCACACCACGGCCGGUCUGCUUCACACGUUCGACUUGUCCGAGUCACUAACCAUGUUCUUUCGCUCGAAUUGCGCCGGCAUCCUUCACACCACCAACAUGGCUGUCGCGGUGAUGCAGCACUACGGCAAGUUCUACCUGUUCGAUCCGUGCGCGAGGAACGAUCAAGGGAGACCCAGCUUCGACGGCACUGCCUGCGUGAUGAAGUGCGAGAGCAUCAUGAAGAUGGCCUCCAUGUUCGUCACCAAUUGCAACCUGAAGACACCGAACGUGUACACUCUGAACGCGGUGAACGUGCUGAAUCCGUACUUCUUCUCGGACGCCAAGAGCAGCUGCCCACCGAAAUGUGAACAAUGACAUUCUUUUCGUUGCUACAUUCAUUUUGAGAUUGAAAUUUUGUCCUGGUGAUUUGUAAUAAAGUUCUGAUACCUCUGUUA
Megachile rotundata (alfalfa leafcutting bee) is the source of this 5735-nucleotide messenger RNA. RefSeq lists its product as uncharacterized. The record is from RefSeq and is a predicted model, not a curated record. NCBI's taxonomy places the organism in Eukaryota, Metazoa, Arthropoda, Insecta, Hymenoptera, Megachilidae.